Mobula hypostoma (lesser devil ray) is the source of this 2284-nucleotide messenger RNA. RefSeq names its product elongin A, like (gene eloal). The coding region runs from base 1 to 2028 and encodes 675 amino acids. The record is from RefSeq and is a predicted model, not a curated record. Gene Ontology annotation, molecular function: protein binding. The transcript is spliced from 11 exons. NCBI's taxonomy places the organism in Eukaryota, Metazoa, Chordata, Chondrichthyes, Myliobatiformes, Myliobatidae. Gene Ontology annotation, cellular component: nucleus; elongin complex. Gene Ontology annotation, biological process: transcription elongation by RNA polymerase II.
AUGGCAGAAGAGGUAAUGCAAGAUGUAUUGCAUUUGAAAGAACGACUGCUGAAAGUCGGCGACCCAGCUAAGAUACUGAAGUUGUUGGAACGACUGCAGGAUUUAAACAUUACAGUGGAUGUUCUGGUGGAAACAGGAAUAGGAAAAACAGUAAAUGGAUUCAGGAAAAAUAAAGAUGUUGGUGACAUUGCUAAAGAGUUGGUUUACCGGUGGAAAAAAUUAAUACCCCAACAAGCAUCUGGGAGUAACAGAGAAAAGAAUGAAAGGAGUGUGGAAAGUGACCAUGACCAUGUCAAGAAGAAGUCUAAAAUGAAAAAUGCCAGCAAGUUGUCAUCAAGAGAGUCUGGCCACAUAGAAACAGUACAUGCCAAUAAGUGUCCAAGACCCUUAAAUGAGGGAGAAAGCCCAGAGAAACAAAAAGGAACAGUCUUUUAUGGACAGCCUUCCAUGGAGAGUGCAGAGCAAUUAAAGACCAGUGAGCUCAAAUCUUCAUGGAAAGAAGUUCAUCAUUGUGCAUUGACAAGUAAUUCAUUGCCAGACCAACAAUUAUUUAAAUGUGAAAAAUCAGCAUCUUCCCAGAAGAAGAAAAUUACGUCGUCAAGAAGAGAUAGAAAGCCAGCAGGUAGUGAUGAAAUCGCAAACCGCCAGCAUAAGAGAAAUUCUUCAGCAGCAGUCUCUGCUCCACCCUGCAAGGACGAUAAAGAACCACCUCAUUCAGGAAAGAGUAUUCCUAAAAAUGGUGAAAAAAAGAAAAAUACAUCUGUGAAUGAAACAAAACAUUCCAAUUCAGUUUGCAAAGUAGAGGAAUAUUCUGGGAAGAAGAGAGGACCAUACAAGUCACAGGACAUCACUCAUGAACCUAAACAGUGUAUUCAAGGUGAGGAAAUGAAAGCUUUAUCAGACUGUGAAAAUGAAGAGAUUGAGAAACCACUUAUGUCAUUUGAAUCAUAUCUAAACUAUGAGGAACCACAGAAAAAAGCACGGAGACACCACAAAAAUAAGAAUGUGCCCAAUUUAGGAAAGGACAACUGCUCUAAGAUAACCUUGCCCACCAAGAAGGAGAGUGAUGGAUGUCAAUUAUCUCAUCGGAAGGAAAACACAAGCAAGGGAAAUGCGUUAAAAAGAAAUCAAUCUGAUGAGGACAUUUGGACUGGAGAAGCAAAUAAAAAGGCUAAAGUUGAUAUAAGUACUUUGUUGGACAUCCCAUUACCUAAAUUUCUACCAGAUGUCACUGAUGUCUCCUUUGAUUUUUCGCUUACGUCACCAAUUAAAAAAUCAGCAGCAGCGACCGAUGUUUCUGAGAACACGACGGAAUUUACUGGUCGGAGAUUGAACUGCAAAAUGCAAGUGUAUUCGGGCUGUAAAACAACAAACAUUUUGAAGAUGAUGACUCUUUAUGAACAGUGCAUCCGAGUCCUUCAGAACAACAUUGAUUCCAUCCACGAAGUUGGUGGUGUGCCAUUUGAGAUCAUCGAGCCAGUGCUUGACCGGUGUACUUCAGAGCAGCUCUGUCGAAUUGAGGACUGCAACCCGAGCUUUAUCGAACAGACUGAUCACCUCUGGAUGAAACAUUGUAAAAAAGACUUCAAAAAUGAACAGCCCCACGAGUAUGAGUCAUGGCGUGAGCUGUAUCUGAGGCUUUACAACGAGCGAGAACAUAAACUGAAAAUACUAACUCAAAGUAUUAGUUCUGCACAUGCUAAUAAACCCAAAGGUCGUCAAGUAAAAUUGGCAUAUGUAGAUAUUUCUGCAAAGCCGCCCAGGAAUGUUCUCCGGCAGCAAGGAAAACACGGAACUGCGGGGACCACAAUUCCAAGCUCUUCCAAGCAGAGGGUGAAAUCUUCUGGGAGCACAGACUGUUCUGUCCCUGCUGGAGGAAGUGGCAUUUCUAAUGGAACAAAGAGUGGUGGUAGCAGUAUUGCUGCAAGUAGUCAUUCAGGACUGGAUGCAAAGAGGCAAGUUAAAAAAAUUGCACCAAUGAUGGCAAAAUCAUUGAGGGCCUUUAAGAACCGGCUUGGUCCGCGGUAAAUCAUUGGCGAUGGCUGCUUCACUCACUUUUGUUGUCACUUGAAUGUUUUGUUUCGAAGGUGGGACAUUUAUUUACCAUCAUUACUUUUUGUAUACUAUUUGGACCAAUAUGUGCAUAAUGCACAUACUUUUGUUUUGCAAGUUAUAAAUCACUUGCUGAAUACUGGAUUAAAUUUGGUAUAAACUUAGACAAAACAAAAUGAGAGAUUUGAAGUGACUUGCAGAUCUCUAACUUAUAAAAAUUGAUAAACGUACA